Molecule: messenger RNA, 976 nt
Organism: Peromyscus maniculatus bairdii (prairie deer mouse)
Lineage: Eukaryota; Metazoa; Chordata; Mammalia; Rodentia; Cricetidae
Gene: Pgbdf
Product: chromosome 8 C17orf50 homolog
Molecular function (GO): zinc ion binding
Source: RefSeq, a predicted model, not a curated record
AGAGGUCCUGGAAACCGUAUGGAGUUCUAUAGGCACUGGGCAUCCCUUACACCCCAGUCCCUGUCCAUAGGAAACAGAAAGUACAACAUUAUAAAGAAUGGAUAAGCAUGGCGUGAAGACCCCUCUGUGGAAGAAGGAGGUGGAGGAGCCCGAGGCCAGCGAGGAGGAGACGGAGGACGAGUCGUCGUCGUCGUCGUCAUCGUCGGAGGUGGAGAAGCGGGAUCCCGAGAGCACGGCGGAGGUCGAGGAGGACGCCCGCGAUGCGGAGGAGCGCGAGGCCCUCUCGGUGUGCUACUGCCCGCUGCGCCAGGAGCCCAGCACCCAGCAGGUGGCGCUGCUGCGACGCUCGGACAGCGGCUUCUGGGGCUGGCUCAGCCCGUUCGCGCUGCUGGGUGGCCUGGCCGCUCCUGCGGACAGGAAGCGUGGUGCCCCGGAAGAACCGUGCGUGUUGGAGACGCGGCGGCGGCCACCGCGCCGCGGGGUUUGUGCGCGCUGCGAGAUCCUUUUCUGCAAGAAAUGCAAGAGCCUGCAUAGCCACCCGGCCUACAUAGAGCACUGUAUUCUGGAGCACCCUGACCCGAGUAAGGCGGAGGCCGCCGGGAGCUCUGAGUGCAUCCAGUCCCAGCCUCUGCACCCGCAAAGCUCCAAACUCUUCUAUCUCUAGUGCGUUCCACAGAGCUGUCCUUUCAAACUGCCGUCCUUGGCGCCUCCUUCCGGUGAAAAGGCCCACUGUCGGUUCACACCUGUUGUCUCGCCAAACUAUACAGCAGAACCUAGGCACUACUCCCUAGACAGUACCCAACAUCUACAGCUCUCCUGACCCACGCCUCCAAUUCAUCCUCACCUGCAUCUUUUCCAUGUCUUUCUGGCCAGGCGAACAGAGGCAUCGCCUGGAGAAAAACAGCCUCGGGGUUCCCUCUGUCCUUUAAGACAUUCCGUCUUUCCCUCUAAUCCCUCAAUAAAGUCUCAAAUCAGA